Messenger RNA from Ruditapes philippinarum (Manila clam), 8633 nucleotides. RefSeq names its product transient receptor potential cation channel subfamily M member-like 2. The transcript has 24 exons. The record is from RefSeq and is a predicted model, not a curated record. Gene Ontology annotation, cellular component: membrane. Gene Ontology annotation, biological process: calcium ion transmembrane transport. NCBI's taxonomy places the organism in Eukaryota, Metazoa, Mollusca, Bivalvia, Venerida, Veneridae. Bases 31 to 3318 code for a protein of 1095 amino acids. Gene Ontology annotation, molecular function: ligand-gated calcium channel activity.
AAAUUAUAGAUACCUUCAAAUUGUUUACUGAUGACUUUGCUGGACAGAGUCAAACACAAGGAGGACAGUCAUCGGAAGAAUUUCUCGUUACUAGAUGUAGGUAUUCUGAUUCAAAGUUUGAUGGGUGAUUCAUUCCGUCCUAUAUACACGACUAAACCAGAAUAUGCGUAUCUAGAUGUUGACCUGUUACUUGAUGGUUUAACAACAAAGAAGGCUAAAGAAGGAAUGAUCUCUCCAAUAAAGGCAAUGGCGGAACUUGCAAUGAACCCUGCAAGUAACCAAGACGAUGUUGAUGGUAGAGCAAAUCAGAAACACAAGUCACAUUCUGACUUUGAGAAUCCAUCUCAGGAAUUGUUUAUAUGGUCUGUACUGAUGAUCAGACAAGGUAUGGCUAAACUGUUCUGGGCGGAAGGCAAGGAUGCUAUAGCUGCAGCAUUAGUAGCUAACAGCAUACUUAAAGCUAUGAGAAGUAAAACAGAUGACACAGAAGUGGUACUCAAAAUCCAGCAUGAUAUUGAUGAAUGGUCUGAGUUAGCAGUAGGUGUAUUGAGUGAAUGUUACUCAACAGAUGAGAAGAAAGCGCAGGAUUUGUUGGUACGGGAGCAGACUAACUGGGGUGAUACAACAUGUAUGCUGAUAGCCGUUAAAGCUGAAAACAAGGUCUUCAUCUCACAGACAGCAUGUCAGUCGUUACUGAACAGCAUAUGGAUGGGAAAGCUAGCGCAAGAUAAUUCAUCAUGGAAGCUGAUGUUAUGUGUACUAUGUCCACCUUUAGCAUUGCUUCUGCUAAACUUUCAAAAGAAGCAGGUUGAAAAACCUAACAACCAAUUACAAAAUCAACUUUAUAAGUUGGAUAACGAUAAAAAGGAUCAGGAUGAUAAAAAACCUUUGAGACGACAGAAAAGCAAAUUGAACAGAAGAAGAAACUCACUACGAGUAGGCGAGGAAGGUAAGGACCAAACCAAGAAUGACGAGCAAGAACAGAAAAAGAUGUUGGGUGUUCGAGAAAGAAUCUACUACUUCUUUAAUGCCCCUGUAAUCAUCUUUAUGAACAAUGUGUUGUCAUACCUUGUGUUCCUAGGACUGUUCACGUAUGUGCUCAUAUUUGAUUUCAACCCGAAUGUAACGACUGCUGAGAUCAUUCUCAUGAUUUGGGUGGUUACAAUUUUCUCAGAGGAAGUACGACAGGUUGCAACAACUGCUUCUAAUUCCCUGGCGGCCAAAUUACAAAGUUAUAUCACGGAUACAUGGAAUAUUGUGGACAUUAUAACGAUAGUGUUGUUCAUUAUUGGAAUGGUUCUAAGAUUUCUGCCGCAUUCAUCUACGUUUGAGGCAGCCAGAGUAUUUCUCGCGCUCAAUUUUGUCUCGUUUUUCCUGCGUCUGCUGCAUAUAUUCUCUGUCCAUAAGGAGUUAGGACCAAAGCUUGUCAUGAUUGGUCGAAUGGUUCAAGAUUUGAUGUAUUUUCUGGUAAUAUUGAUGGUGUUUGUUGUGUCGUACGCCAUCGCCUCACAUUCUAUCCUUUUCCCGAACUCUCCGUUAAGAUGGUACACCAUUGUAGACGUCAUACGGAAAUCUUACUGGAACAUUUAUGGUGAAUUGUUCCUCGAGGAAAUUGAAGGUUCUCCUGACUGUACAUUUGAUGCGGCGCUGUGGUUAGAUGGCACACAUCCUCGAUGUCCGACUGACACAGGAAAGAUAGUUGUACCUAUAUUAAUGGGAGUUUACAUGCUCCUAGCUAAUGUGUUACUUCUUAAUCUUCUCAUUGCCAUGUUCAGUUACACGUUUACGUUGAUCCAAGAUAAUACUGACAAACACUGGUUUUUCCAGCGUUAUUCUUUGAUUUACGAGUAUUACACUCGACCAGUGCUGUGUCCGCCACUCAUAAUUUUCUCCCAUGUUUAUCUGCUUGUAAAGUUCCUAUUUUCCUGCUGCUGCUGUCAACAAUCUACCUCUAAUAAUGAUAAUGAGGACGAUUUCCGUCGUAAGUUUAAAAACGAGCGAGAGCUUGUUCAAUGGGAAAAUGUGAUAGCAGACGCAUUUCAUCAGAAAACAGAAUUAAAAGAUUUUGAAAGUAUGGAGUACAAAGUGAAUGACACAAAUACACUUAUUAAGGAGUUAACAAGUCGUAUAGAUGAGCUACAGGAGCAGCAGUUACAGUUGUCACUGUCAGAUAAGGUAUCACAGUCACACCUAACACCUAUAACACCUGUGUUUUCGUCUGGAAAAUCACCCUAUGAUCUCUACCAUAUGAUGGAGAUGACACAUGACUCAAUUAAGUGGAUUAUGAAUUCACUUAAAGAAGGAAAGAUGGCCAGUGAUACCAGUGUCCCGCCCACUUUCAUAGAUUGGGAGGAGCAAAGAUUAGAAGGAGAAAGAAAAUCUAAGAAGAAAAAGAAGAGAAAGCUAGAAAUCAAGGCUGGUGAGGAACGAGCCAAAGUUCGUGAAAUGUUACUGCGUGGGAUAAAUUGUCACUUUAGGUCUCGAACAUCACCAUAUCCUGGGUCACUUAUUUCAAGGUUUCCUGUUCCAGAUGAUAAAGUAUCUUGGGAGACUGAGUACCUAGAAUACUCCCCAAGUGCCUACACAGCUCAGGAACUAGAAUUAAGGCCAGAGUGGGCCGACAUAGAUAUAUUUCAAAUGACUCCACAACAAAGGGAGGCUGCUAUUACCUCCUUCAAUGCAGUUGAUGGGGAGAAACAAGUGGACAGGAUGAGUUUUCUUGGUGAAUAUGUUGUACAGAAUGGUUUACCCUUGAACCCAAAAGGUCGCACAGGUCUCCAGAGUCGGGGACUUCUAGGACGAUGGGGUCCUAACCACGCUGGGGAUCCUGUUGUUACUCGAUGGAAAAAGAAUGCAGAUGGGAGCAAAGAAAUGAAGGAGGGUAAACCAGUGUUUGAGUUUGUAGCCGUGCUCCGUGCCGACAACCAGAUGUGUGCUCUUCCAGGGGCAAUUUUACCACCAGGAGCUAAGCCAGCAGACCAUUUGCAGGCUGAUUUCACUGAUAAAGCCAUGGGAUCUCUAGAAGGUUCUAGUAAUGAAAAGGUUGUAAGAAAGAAAUUGAACAAAAUUUGGAAGAAAGGAGUAAAAAUAUAUGAAGGUUAUGCAGAUGACCCUCGUAACACAGACAACGCAUGGAUUGAAACAACAGCAAUUAGUUACCAUGACGAGGAUGGGGCGGCAUUCUCUCAAUGCAACCUACGGGCUGGUGAGAGGGCGGAGCUAGUCACAUGGUUAACCGGGUCACACAAUGUGACCUUGCAUGGAUCACAUUUGUAUCUAGUAAAACUCGCUGCAGAAAGACUUGGUGCUUAUUUCUAAAUCACACUUUUAAGACUUACAAACUUAACAUAGUUAUGUCAUAGAUAGGAAAAUAAAAAAAAAACUACAUCAUUCAUAAGUGCAAAGUUGAAGGUAUUUACAGUGUUUUUGGAAUUAAUACAGAAGUAAGAAAAAUGUAAGAGGAAAGGUAGAUGAAGGCAGGGUAACAAUGUUGUAAUAUAGUCUUGUGCAGAUCUGUGAUAUGGCUAAUUAAAAUAUGCAGCUAUUUGUAAACUACUAUGUGGGAAAUAUUUUCUUGUAUGAAAUAUUUUAGCUAGUUAUUUUAUUUUACUUUUUUUAAAAAAGGAAUGUCAGUUAUUUUUUUAUAUAUUUUUUUUAAUUUAUUGGCUAGUUUUUGUUAAAAUUAUAACCAUGUUAUUUUCAUAAGAGUACUCAUCUUUUGUACUUAAUGUUUUUAACUUAUUUUGAUAUACAGAAAAAUAUAUAUUUUUUUGUUUAUUUACUAUUUAAUUUUGACAGCUUUGGAAAAUAUUUGUUAGUAUAAUUAUUCAAGUGUCCAAAAGUUUGAUUUAUUUUUUUCUUACAAAAAUUUACUUUUAUUACAAAAUAAAACAUUUUUCAGUAUAACACAGGGUACUGUAAUUCUAUGCAUCUGUUUAAUCAAGUGCAUAAGCAAAACAAGAAUUAUAUUGUACAUGUAUAUUUGUACAAGCUCAUCCAAUCAAAAUGUACUUACAAUCUUAGUUUUUCCAUACCUGUAUGUUCAAAUUAUUCACGUUUUGUUACUAUUAAUCCUAGCCUUUCAAAUUUCUACGUCAUUUAAUUAUCUGUUAGACUUGUGAAUUUUGUAAAAUAAUUAUUUCUAUGUCCCUACAUCAGUUGAUGUGUGGUGGCAUAUUCUUAUGUCCCUGCAUCAAUUGAUGAAUGGGGGCAUAUUCCAAUGUCCUUGUUUCAGUUGAUGAGUGGGGUCAUAUUCCUAUGUUUCUGCAUCAAUUGAUGAGUGGGGGCAUAUUUCUAAGUACCUGUAUCAAUUGAUGAGUGGGGAAAUUAUUCCUAUGUCUCUGUAUCAGUUGAUGAGUGGGGGCAAAUUCCUGUUUCCCUUUAUCAAUUCAUGAGUGGGAGAAUAUUCCUAUGUCCCUGCAUCAAUUAAUGAGUGGGGCAUAUUCCUAUGUCCUUGUAUCAAUUGAUGAGUGGGGGCAUUUUCCUAUGUCCCUUUAUCACUUGAUGAGCCUGGGGCAUACUAUGUUAGUCCUGAUUCUAUAUCUAUAAGCCCUGGUUGUAAAUAAACCAUGGUCAGCACAAAAUUAAAGAGCUUUCAUUUUAAACACAGCAUACUUUAUGGUUUCGUGAUGUUGACCAUUAACACUUACCUCAAAAUAACACAGACUUUGAAAUUGAAUUUUUCAAAACUCUUUGAAAUUGUUGUAUAUAUUUACAGGUUUGGCAUGUGUUUUAUGAACUCAUUUUGUUAAAUUUAAUGAAAUAAUAACCUAUGCUAUACAGCUACAUGUAUGUAAUGUCAAUGAAAAUGAUGUAAAUGUGCUGAAGAAAAAAGAAAUGAAAAACAUUUCCAAUGUAUAUAUUUAACCCUUUCACUGCCAUAGAGACGGCUUAAGCCGUCCCCGUUAUUUUCGGCGUAUUUGCCAUAUGGACGGCUUUAGCCGUUUCUAUAAUAAUAAUAGUAAUAAUAAUAAAUUAAUAAUAAUAAUAAUAAAAAUAAUAAUAAAUUUAAAGAAAAUUAUACCAUCGACAAUAAUUAUUAUUAUACUAACAAUUUUGGAAACAUAUAUACUUAUUAUAAUACUAAUAACAAAUAGUAAUAAUUAUAUUAACUAAUAAUAUAGUAAUUUCUUAGAAAAUCCUCUGGCAAAUAGGUGAACAAUAAAACAAUAACCCUCUGGCAGCGAAAGGGUUAAAGUGACAUUAUUCUCAUAUUUUUGUUAAUUUUAGCUGAAUUAGUAAUUCAGUUCAAAAUGAGUCUAUUAAUAGUGAUUGACCAAAAAUUGAUAUUGAAAAAUGUUUAUGAUAAAAUAUAAAACUACUUAAAUUAUAAAAAAGACUACCCCCAAUCUUUUUAAAAAUUCAACAAUAUCAAUAAAUUCUGAUCGAUAUUAAUAUAAAUUACCAUGGGUCACUUGGGUCAUUAUUUAUUUUACAUGGUAAAAUGUAGAUUUAACACAAUUAUGGAAAAAAGGUAAAGAUAUUUUGACUUGCCAGAACAGAAGAGAAGAGAACAACACUUUAUUAACUCUAGUUACAUGCAGCAACACAAGGGUAUAAAACGCAUUGUAUAUAUAUAUAUAUGGAACGCCAUAUCUGCCUCAUGUUGUUACAUUUCGUUUUAUUUUUCCCUAAAAGCCUCUUAUUAUGUAUAAUAGAAGUAUUGACUUGCCAACAUUUUAUGGGAACCUGUCUUAACGAAGUCUUAAUAGGUCAAAUAUUCAUUUUAUCUUGUCAAAACGUAGUGCUGACUUGUCUAAACACUGUCUUAUUAUUUCAAAACGUCAUGUUAUCAUGUGCAAGCCGGUGUUAACAUGCCUAAUGGAAGUCGUCUUAAUAUGUCUAACAUGCACGCCGUCUUUUCGAAUUAAGAUUUCAUUAUGUCUGAAGAAAGACUUAUUUAAAUGUGGUGUUGAAUUGUCUUGGUUUUGUCUUAUCGUGUGAAACAGUAGUGUUAUCUUGUCGGAAGUUGGUGUCAUCUUGUCCAAAUGUGAUCCUGGUAUGUUAUGACACUGUUGAAUUAUGUUAUACUGUCGUUUUGUCUUGUCUAAAUGUGAUAUUGACUUGUCUAUACACCGUCACAUUUUGUCAGACUGCCAUGUCAUUGUGUUCAAAUUCGGUGUUAUCUUGCUUAAAGAAUGUCUUUUAUGUCAAAAUAGCAUGCUGUCUGUCCAAUUAUGCUGGUAAUUUGUCUAUAAAUUGUCUUAUUAAAGUAUGUGAAACAGUAGUGUUAUCUUGUCGGAACUUGGCGACAACUUGUCAAACUCAUGUCUUAUUAUGUCGGCUAAUAGUGAUAUCUUGUUUAACCGUUAUAUUAACCUGGCUGAGUGUUGUCCUGUUUUGUCAAACUGUUAUGUUGCUUUGUAUGAGGUGGUUUAAUUCUGUCUUAUUGUGCCAAAACAUCAUGCUUUCUUGUCUAAAACUGUUGUUAUUCUGUCUAAAAACAUACUUAUUAAGUGAAAUACUAAAUAAAUUUAAUGUUGACUUGCCAUAAAUUUUGUGUGUUUGUGUAAACAUUAUUUUAUUAUGUCAAACAGUAUUGUUGACUUGUCGAAUAAUGGUAUUGACAUGUCUAAACACUGCCUUUUUUUCUCAGAUCACCAUGCUAUUUUAUCCAAACUUUAUUUUAAUCGGCCUAAACACCGUCUUAUUAUGUGAAAUAAUGGUGGUAUCUAUACAAGUUAUUGUUAUGAACUGUUAAAACGCUAUUUUAAUUUGUCAAACUGUCAUGCUGUUAUGUCCAAAUGCAGAUUUAACUUGUCUUUAUUCGUCUUAUUAUGUCAAAUAGUCAUAUCAUCUUGUCGAAACGUGGUGAUGGCUGGUCUAAAAUUACUUUAAUCUUUUUGUCAAAGUGUCAUUUUAUUUUGUCAAGGUUAGGUGUUAUUUUACUAAACAUCGUCCUCUUAUGGCGAAGUAUCAUUUUUCCUUUUCAAAUGUGGUGUUUACUUGUUGAAACACAGUAUCAUUAUGUAAUACAGUGGUGUCGACUUGCCAAUUUAUUACACGAACUUUUCUAAAUACCGUCUCAUUAUGUCAGAUAAUCGUGUUAUCCUGUCCAGAUGCGAUGUUGUCCAAAUUAAGUAUCACGUGACUAGAGCCCACGCGGAGCGUGAAAAGAUAGAGCGAAAAAGAUAACGGGGCAGUUUAGCAAAAUCAGACAGCGCUUUCUCAAGACCGAACUAAAGUUGAACAAAAUUACACAAAUAUUACACAUAAUAAGACUGUUUUUGUUUUUUACAAGAAAACAUCAAAUUUUGACAAUAUAUAACACUUCUGUUUUACAUUUAAAGAAAGAGUUUAGACAAGUCAUUACCACAUUUCGACAAGAUAUCGCAAUUUUUUGACUUUAUAAGACUGAGUUUUAACAAGUCAAAACCGCUUUUUGACAAAAUAGCAUACAGUUUAUCAUAAUAAGGCAUGAUUUAGCCCAGGCAACACCCUAAUUCGGCAAGAUAAUUCGAAUAUUUGAUAUAAAAAGACAAUUCAGUAGUGUACGUUGGCAAAUUAACACAGUUGUUUGACACAAUAAGACAAUGUUAAGGCAUUUAAACACCGUAUUUUGACAAAAUAACAUGGCAGUUUGAUAAAAAUAAAGCUGUGCAAUUACAAGUCAACACCGAAUUUCGACAAGAGAACACUGCUGUUUCAAAUGAUCAGACAGUCUUUUGACAAAACAGCUCCACAAUAUGACCAAAUAUCGCGACUAGUUGACAUAAUAUGACACAUUUCAGACAAGCCAAAACGACAUUUUGACAUGAUAACACUACUGUUUGAAAUAAUUAAACAAUGUUAACACAAGUCAACAUCAUAUUUUAAAGAGAUAAGACUACUGUUACGCAUAAUGAGGAAAUGUUUAGACAAGACGACAAGUAACAAUGACAUUACAACACUUCUAUUUGACAUGAUAAGAACAGAACAGAACAGAUACUUUAUUAAGAUUUGUACAUAGUACAUCAUCUAUAAUACAAUAAUAUUUACAAGCAUAACGUCAAUAUAAUGGUAAUAGCAAGUAUGACAUUUUCAAAAUUCUUAAUCUUAAUUUAUCUAGUAACAAGAAAAUGAAAUAAUAAAUAUGUAUACUACAAAUUAAAAAAGUAAAGACAUACAAACAGAAGAAUGAGCAAUAAUUAUGUUUAACGCUCAACAUUUAACAGUGUGUUAAGACGCUUUCUUGGCAAGAUAAAAAGAAAUCUAAUAACAUGAGGCAGCUAUGGCGUUCCAUAUAUAUAUAUUAAGUGGCAUGGCAACUGAACAUCUGAAAAAAGUAUGUCUACCAAUAUUUUUAUUAUUUGGACAUUAUAUUAUAAAAGGGAGUGAGCUUUACUAGUACGCUCACCAAUAUCACUUUGAUGAGCAAAAUGAUACUUUAAUUUGUCAUCCAUAUGUCAUACAGGACUAUUCUAAGCCCACUUUUACCUGUACUUAAUUUUCUAUUUUAACAUGUUUCGAAUUUCGAUGCCAUAGCUCCUAGAUUUGUACAGCUAAUAAAAGUGAACUUUUGUUUUUUGAAAUAUUGAGAAAGGAAAUUGUGUUUGUGACAGUUGUUGUAUUAUAAUUUUAAGAACGAUUCUGUGAUAUUGACAUGGAACACAAAUAAAUAAAUAAUGCAAAUAAAAUUGGCAGAAUUUUUUAAA